Ascochyta rabiei is the source of this 1467-nucleotide messenger RNA. RefSeq lists its product as uncharacterized. The transcript has a single exon. The coding region runs from base 1 to 1467 and encodes 488 amino acids. Gene Ontology annotation, molecular function: zinc ion binding; metallocarboxypeptidase activity. Gene Ontology annotation, biological process: proteolysis. The record is from RefSeq and is a predicted model, not a curated record. NCBI's taxonomy places the organism in Eukaryota, Fungi, Ascomycota, Dothideomycetes, Pleosporales, Didymellaceae.
AUGAAGGUCUUCGCGCUCCUCGGCCUGCUGCCUACAGCUGCUCUUGCACACGACCUCUUGAGUGUUGCUUUCUUUGCGAAAGAGAAGACGCAUUUGCUGGAAUUCGUCUCAGAUAACAACCACAUCGACUAUGGCUGCCGUCCGGUAGUUAUGCCCACCAACGGUGAGCACAAGCUUCAUGCUAUGCUCACUGAAGAGCAAGUGCAUCACUACAAGAGACGUCUUGAUGCAGGCGCCAUUCGUGUCGAGACGCUUGAUCACCUCAACAAGCGACAAACAGCAACGGCACCCAUUGGGAGAGGCGAUCGUUUCAAAGGAGGCAAGGUUGCCCCUCGCGGUUUGGGCAGCCAGAAACCCGAUGUGUACGGCUCAUACCAGAGCGCCGGUAUCCUGAAUGCAGACGAGAUCUAUACCGCGUUGAAGGGUCUGGAAAAAGAGUAUGGGUUGGAGUUGUUCACCGCACCGUACAAGACAUUUGAGGGCAACACAGUCAUGGGCGGCGUAGCCAACAAAGCCGAGAAGAUCAAGAAGGAUAAACAGUACAUCUACUUCACCUCUGGAAUUCACGCUCGUGAGAGAGGUGGUCCAGAUAACCUGAUUUAUUUCAUUUCAGACCUCCUGUAUGCCAACAAGCACCGCAAAGGUCUGACCUACGGCAACAAGACCUACACCAACUCUGAUGUCAAGAAAGCCCUCGGCGCAGGAAUCGUUUUCAUUCCUUUGACCAACCCAGACGGCGUUCGCCACGACCAAGCAAACAGCAACCUCUGGCGCAAGAAUCGUAACCCAGUCUCCGCCUUGCCCGGCGUCAACGCCAGCGUUGGUGUAGAUCUGAACCGCAACUUCGACUUCUUGUGGAACUUCACCAAGACCUUCGACCCCUCAGUCUCUCCAGCAUCUAAAGACCCUUCGUCUCAGGCUUUCUACGGCACAGCUCCGUUCUCGGAGCCAGAGACACGCAACAUGAAGUGGGUGUAUGACAUCUUCCCCGAGAUCCGGUGGUUCAUCGAUGUACACUCUGCUGCAGGCACGCUGCUUUACUCAUGGGGUGACGACAUCAAUCAGUCCGAGGACCCCAAGCAGAGCCAGUUCAACCCGGCUUACGAUGGAAAGCGUGGUGUUGUCAACGAUACGCUUUAUCGUGAGUACAUCGAGGAGGAAGACUGGUACAACAUCGAGCGACAAGCUAACCGCACGACGGCGGCUAUGGCAUCUGUUGGCGGAAGACCGUACGUGCCGCAACAAGCCGUAGGCCUUUACCCGACUUCAGGUGCCUCUGAUGACUGGGCAUCUAGUCGUUGGUAUGGAAACAAGAAGCUCAACAAAGUAUAUGGAUACACUUUGGAGUUUGGAUACCCUACAAACUUCUACCCCACAGCAGAGGAGUAUGUGCAAAACAUCAUUGACACAAAUGCUGGUUUUAUGGAAUUCAUCCUUACUGCUGAUGAGAUUGGUCUGAAAGAUUGA